Macroventuria anomochaeta is the source of this 276-nucleotide messenger RNA. RefSeq lists its product as uncharacterized. Gene Ontology annotation, biological process: nucleoside metabolic process. Lineage: Eukaryota; Fungi; Ascomycota; Dothideomycetes; Pleosporales; Didymellaceae. The transcript is spliced from 2 exons. Gene Ontology annotation, molecular function: catalytic activity. The record is from RefSeq and is a predicted model, not a curated record. The coding region runs from base 1 to 276 and encodes 91 amino acids.
AUGUUCGGUGAAGAGCACUGCGACUCCACACAGACCCCAGCCGGCAACGACGAACACCUCAAGAUCAGCAACAACCCCGCGACGGCAGUAGCGACGCAGAUCAGGACAAUCUUCAAGGUCAUCGGCUUCGGCAUAAUAGUAGGCAUUGGCGGAGGCGUCCCCAGCGCUGAAGCGGACAUCCAGCUUAGGGAUGUAGUAGUCGGGCGACCGCGCCAGGCUUUCAGCAGUGUGUCGCAGUACAAUAAGAGGAAGACAACGUCGAGCGGUCUCUAUUAG